Labrus bergylta (ballan wrasse) is the source of this 1100-nucleotide messenger RNA. The record is from RefSeq and is a predicted model, not a curated record. NCBI's taxonomy places the organism in Eukaryota, Metazoa, Chordata, Actinopteri, Labriformes, Labridae.
CUGUUUGUGUCUUUUUCUUACAGGGGCAAUGAAGACACCCCUUACAAUGUGUACCACACCAUGCCCUACCCCAAGACCAAGGCAAAGGCAGAGAAGAUCGUACUUGAAGCUAAUGCACCAAGAUCGGGUGUCCCUGAUGAAACUGAACAUGGACGAGUCUAUGCAGGUAACGUUGCCUGGAUGCAUGUUCUUGCAGCCCGGGCCCUGAGAGAGCGCCCACAGGCUGUCGGAGGUGAAGCUUUCUUUUGCUACGAUGACUCGCCCUACAAGAGCUAUGAGGAUUUCAACAUGCUUUUCCUCUCCGCAUUUAACUUCCGGAGGGUCCGCAUGCCGUUAAUGUUGCUCUGGUUCCUGGCUGUGUUUAAUGACAUGCUCCGCUGGAUACUGAGCCCCUUUACUAACUAUACACCGUUGCUUAAUGGUUACACCUUCGCCGUUGCAAGUACCUCCUUCACCGUGUCCACAAACAAAGCACUACGUCACUUUGAGUCGCCGCUGUUUGACUGGGAUCAAUGUCGUGCCCACACACAGAAAUGGUUGACACAUUUCCUGGAUAAACCCAAAGUCUCUUAAUGUGACCUCAACCACUACAACACACAUCAGGAGCUGCUAUGUAGAGACGCAGCGCUCCUGAUAGAUGUGUAAAGAAGUCCUGAGCUUUUAGAUUACAGCGUAAAGUAAAGGAAAGCAAACAGUAUUUAUGGUAGAAAAAUGUCAUUUGAAUCUUUUGUUAGUCUGUGUUAUACUCACUUAUAACUGCUAAGUUAUACAGGAAACAUAAUAAAAGCAUUUGCUCGAUGAGGCAAAAACAUUUUAUCCUUAUUUAAAAGAAAGUCAGAUGAAUUAUUUAAUUCCACAGGAUUCAUUUCACAGACUAUAUAGAUGUUCAACUUUGUUAAUUAUGACAAUUGUUAAAGUAAUUGACAAGCAUUAUCUACAUACAUAUGGACUAAAUAUCUGUAUUUAGUAAUAUAUUGUAUUCUUAUGAAUGCUUUAUGUUGCAUAAUUGAAACAUACUUUUUUAUAUCUUAAGAAAUGUAUCGUUUUUGGUACAAUAGUUUAUUUUGUAAUUUGUAUUAAAGAUAAUUUAUUAUAUUCUA